Sitophilus oryzae (rice weevil) is the source of this 536-nucleotide messenger RNA. RefSeq lists its product as uncharacterized. Bases 35 to 439 code for a protein of 134 amino acids. The record is from RefSeq and is a predicted model, not a curated record. The transcript has 2 exons. Lineage: Eukaryota; Metazoa; Arthropoda; Insecta; Coleoptera; Curculionidae.
GGAUAUUUAGGAAUUUAUCCACCAGUUAGUCAACAUGGUGGUUCGGGAGGAUAUGGUGGUUAUCAAGGCGGUUCAGGUUGUGGUGGUGGAUGCGGUGGUGCAUCUGGCCAGGUUUACCCAGGUGGUAGAGGCAGCGGCUUCGAAGGCCAAGUCCAACCCGGAGGUCGCGGCAGCGGGGCCGAAGGUCAAUGGCAGCCCGAUUAUCGCGAAAAACAAUUUGACGAUGGCCUUUACAAAGGCGAAGGUGCCUACCAAGGAGGUUACUCCGGAGGAUACUCAGGAGGAGGAGGUGUUUAUGCUGGAGCAGGUGCUGGUGCCGGUGCUUACUCCGGAGGUGGAGGUUAUGGGAAAGGAAACUGUUGUAAUGGGAAAUAAAAGAAAUAGGAUUAAUAUAUUCACUUCAAUAAGUGCUAUAUUAACAAUAAUUUAUUAUAGUUAAAUGGAUGUACAAAUAUAUUAUUUCAUUUCGAAUAAAAAUCAUGUCACAAUUUUUGCUACAAUAAUUAUACAUAAAUAUAUAAUGUGUUCAUAUGCAA